GUUCAGUGACUCACAGCUGCGGCGGAGCAGCGAAGGCCAUAUGCUCGCUAGCGAGCCGUGUGGCGGGCUGUGCUCUUCUCCGACGAGGCGUCGUGCUGAGAUUCAGAAGCGAGGAGGAGCACGCCGUCGCUGCACUGAACUGAUAUCACGGCGACUGUGAAGCUAUGGACGAACGAGAGGUGCCCAGCGGCUCGGGGGAUCCCGACCCAGGCCUACAGCAAGCCAACGCAUUGUUACUCGUGCAAAUCGUGCCCUCGAAGCGCGGAGGGUCAAAGGCGAAGCACGGCGGCUUUACGUUUAACAUGGAAACCAGCAAAGGCAGUCGACGACACUGGCACUGCGAAGUGCGGGGCUGCAAGUCUCGGCUCACGACGGACGAGUAUGGCAGCGAUCACGUAGUGUUCAAGCUUACGGCGCACAACGAAGACGUUCAUCAGCGGGCGGACAACGAGAAGAAGCGAAGACGUAGCGAAGCCACCUACAGGCAACAGCCCACCAAGAAGAUCGGCGACUUCAGCUACAUCUUCGAAGAGCAAAUUGGUGAACAGUGCUGCUGGCGCUGCAAAUACGUGCAGUGCAAAGGGAAGUGCCGCACCAAUCGCGAUGGCCGCCUGGUGCUUGGACCGACGCAGCACAUAUGCAUGCAGCUUGGUGACAGUGUCCAAGUCUCCGCCGGCUUGCAAGGAAACCAAAUGGACAAUGAAGAAUCGACACACUCGAUACCGGAAAGUUUCAUGCGUCAGCAAGACGAGGAGGAGCGGGACGAGCCAGACGAGAAGAAGCCCAACCUCCGUCAACAAGCUGAACAGGAAGAGCUUGAAGGUAACAAAAUAUUCGACUCUGAGAUUGUCAUGUCAGAGCCUGGAAGCCAGUCCGAGCCUUUCGUCAAACGUGAACGCUCGCUGAAUUCAUCUCCGGAGCACGCUACGUCAGAUGGAAUGGCGGCUACGGGGGCCUGUGAGCGCGACCAUAAGAGGCAUCCUUCUCACUCGGGGAACGUCGUACUCGGUGAGCGAGCAAACGAGCAAGGUGCGUCGCUCUGCGAUAAGGAAAAUGCAGAAGGGCCACUGCAACCGGGUAAGACCGCCUGUCAGGAAUACGUGCACAUCCUGUCCGAGUCGGAAGAGGAUGACGGGACAGAGGACGACCGCUCCGCCGUAAACGCUAGCGCCAGAGAAGUCAAAGAUGACGCCGAACAGACGUUCUCGAACGUAAGCGCCGACGUGAAGGACGAGGUCCCAACGGACAGCGAAGGCAGUGGCCAUGAUUCCGACGAGGAAGAUGACGCGGAGCACGGGAUUACCGACCGCUCGUUCUUCGAGGAAGUAAACACGAGUCGCAGUCCGCACGCACGUUGCGCGCAGGUGCUGCAGAUGACGGACGAAAGUUGCGAACGAGAGAUGCGGAUAUCGCUGUUUCGACAGAUGUGUGAACUGCUGAAUGCCGAGACGGAACUGGCGAAACAAAGGUGUCGAAACGCGGUCAUUCGCGGACGACUGCUCGCGUACCGGCUCGCGGACCUUGAGCCCGAGACAAAGCCCACGUGAACUGUCACUUAAAGCCAAGAAAUCGUGCAACGUGUUGCGUUCGAGUCGUGCAGGUUAAAUGACAUCGGAAAUCGUGGCGAUCAAUAUUCGGAAGAAGUCCGCCUCGGUGGUUCAGUGGUUACGGUGCUCGGCUAUACUGUCCCGAAGGUUGCGGGUUCGAUCCCGACCGCGGCGGUCGCAUUUCGAUGGAGGGGAAACGUUCCAUCAGGAUGUUUGCAGACUUGGGUGACUGAAUGGUCGAUCCUAUUUACCUGUGAUUACCAUGUAUGUAGAAAUCACAAAAGUUGCACGUAGUUCUAGAUACUCGUAAUCGAAUUUCAAUGGCGAAAUUGAAACUGAUUUUGGCCCUUCGUCAAGUGCGCCGUUUGAGUUGUAUACGAAAUUCCACUUAGCUGCGGAGAGGUAUGCGUAAGUCAGACUGGACGGGGGUAUAAAUGAUAUAGCGAGGGGGCAUCUGCAAAAUGCAAAGAAGGAAAAGACGAGUUUAUCUCGUCAUUGUAAUGCAUGCACUUGUGAUCAUCGACUGGAUGAGAUUAAGAUUUUCGGUAGAAGCGGCAGUACGAAUGAGCAUGUGAUACUUUGGGAUUUGACCAUGUCAAACAGUGUAAAUGAUUGCAUUUGUGACCUCUCUAUUAUAGCGUGUAUAGUAGAGAGAAUGUGUUUAUUGAUACGCACGUGUAAUUACUCAUUUCAUUAUUCUCUUGGCGCCAUGUUUAUUCUCUUGGUGCUAUGUUUUCCUUUUCUUUUCCUGUACUUGUUGAGUGGUUUUGCUGAUGAAUAAACAGUGCGAGUUCGCGCUUAU
Rhipicephalus sanguineus (brown dog tick) is the source of this 2349-nucleotide messenger RNA. RefSeq lists its product as uncharacterized. The record is from RefSeq and is a predicted model, not a curated record. The coding region runs from base 165 to 1547 and encodes 460 amino acids. The transcript has 3 exons. Lineage: Eukaryota; Metazoa; Arthropoda; Arachnida; Ixodida; Ixodidae.